Molecule: messenger RNA, 955 nt
Organism: Schistosoma rodhaini
Lineage: Eukaryota; Metazoa; Platyhelminthes; Trematoda; Strigeidida; Schistosomatidae
Source: the annotation of a GenBank genome assembly
GAUGAGUGUGGAUAUUUUGAAUCUGACUACGAACUGAGAUCAGUUCAUUCAACACUACAGACAAACCUAAAAAGUAAUGGUUCCUAAUGUUGAAAAUGCUGAAUGGGAAGGAGUCAAUGUCAUGAAACCUGUUGAUCGUCUACGUGUUGUAUCCACAUACACCAAAACAGUGCUUAUAUUUCUUACAAUACAAAUAUCAAUUACAUUUGUCAUCAUAAUGCUCUCAUCAAUAAUUGGUUAUUAUUUUCAGGGAAACAAAGAAUCGACACAGUCCAUUGUAGCUGGUUUAUUCCUUUUGAUUGCAUUGGUCAUAGCACUAUUGAUUCUUCUCGUGAAGAAGAUCAGUGAGAAAUAUCCACUGAAUGUCGUGUUUUUAAUUAUUUAUUCUAUUUUCAUGGCAAUAGCGACGGCAGUUUGGGAUAUAAAGUUAUGUUUUCUUCUCAAACUUGCAAUCUUUGUAAUCAGUUUGGUGUUGUUCACAUCUGCAUUACUGAUCGGUGCAGCGAUUAAAUCAUAUUCGGUCGAUCACUUAAUGAAUAUUCUAAUAUCCCUUUCGGUUACAUCUGUUGUAACUGCCGUAGUCGGUUCUGUGCUCUUUGUGUUAAAAAGACAGUAUUCAGCGAUCGGUGUUUACAUAGGCGUACAAUUACUAUUCUUUAAUAUAACAAUAUUGAUAAGUCAUUUCACUGUUGGCAAAUCAAGAUAUCUUAUUUUAUAUCCAAAUUAUUCACUAGCAGCUAUCAUAUUGUAUAGCAUAUUCUCUUCAUCUUUAUCAGUCAAUACUGGUAUAUGGGAGGUCUACAACGAGACUGAAAAUUCUGUUAUUCAGUUUAAAUUGAACUCUAAAUAGUUAAUCGAUGCGUAUGUUUCUUUUGUUGAUUUAAUAUCGAAUCAAUGAAGAAGGCAUUUGUGUGUGCUUUUUUUAUUCUGAUAGAUUACAGAUUGACGUACACGA